UCCUGGCGCCCGCCGGGCCGCGCUCGGGGCUGUCGCCGCCCGCCUCCAGCUCCGCCUGGAAGCUGGGAGCGGCGGCCGAGGCGGGCAACUUCCCCUCAAGUCUGUUCGGCGGCAGGGGGGCACUAUGCGACCCGGCUGAGCGCAGCCCGAGAGGGGCGGGCGGGGUGAGGAGCAGAAGCAGCAGCAGCCCCACGGUUGUAGCUAGAGUCGCCUGGCAGUCGCCCGCUUCAGCCCCGUGCCCUCCCUCGGCAGGGGCAGGAGCUGCCGCGGCCGUCCCAUGUCCCGCAAGGCCAGCGACAAUGUGGAGUACACGCUGCGGAGCCUGAGCAACCUGAUGGGCGAGAAGCGGCGGCGCCAGGCGGACGGCUCCGCUGCCUCGGGCGCGGCGGCGGGCGAGCGGAGCCUCAUCACCGCCGAGUCGUGCUCCAGCCUCAACAGCACCGCGUCGGGUGGCGAUCUGGAGAGGGCGGCGCGGAGGCAGUUCCAGCAGGAUGAGACCCCCGGUUUCGUCUAUGUGGUGUCGGUCUUCUCCGCCCUUGGGGGCUUCCUCUUCGGCUACGACACCGGCGUGGUGUCGGGCGCCCUUCUCCUCCUCAAGAGAGAGCUCAACCUGGACGCCCUCUGGCAGGAGCUGCUCGUCUCCAGCACGGUGGGCGCCGCCGCUCUCUCCGCCUUGGCCGGCGGCGUCCUCAACGGGCUAUGUGGUCGGCGGCCCUGCAUUCUGCUGGCCAGCGGCCUCUUCACGGCUGGGGCCGGCGUGCUGGCCGCCGCCCGCGACAAGGAGACCCUGCUGGGGGGACGCGUGGUGGUGGGGCUGGGCAUCGGUGUAGCAUCUAUGACUGUGCCAGUGUACAUCGCAGAAGUUGCUCCACCCCACCUAAGAGGCAGAUUAGUCACGAUUAACACUCUGUUCAUCACUGGAGGGCAGUUUUUUGCAAGCGUUGUUGAUGGAAUCUUCAGCUACCUCUCGAAGGAUGGAUGGAGGUACAUGCUGGGCCUGUCUGCUGUUCCAGCAGUUAUACAGUUUCUCGGAUUCCUCUUUCUUCCUGAAAGUCCCCGCUGGCUCAUUCAGAAAGGCCAGACUCAGAGAGCACGAAGAAUUCUGUCUCAAAUGCGUGGCAACCAGGCAAUUGAUGAGGAGUAUGACAGUAUCAAAAACAAUAUUGAAGAAGAAGAAAAAGAAGUUGGAGCAGCUGGACCUGUGAUCUGCAGAAUGCUAACAUACCCUCCAACUCGAAGAGCCUUAAUUGUGGGUUGUGGUCUGCAGAUGUUUCAACAACUGUCAGGGAUUAACACCGUCAUGUACUACAGUGCUACCAUUUUGCAGAUGUCAGGAGUUGAAGAUGACAGGCUUGCAAUCUGGCUGGCUGCACUGACAGCGUUUAUCAACUUCAUUUUCACUCUUGUGGGAGUCUGGCUUGUUGAAAGAAUGGGUCGCCGGAAGCUGACACUCAGUAGCUUAACAGGUACUGCUGUAGCACUCAUUAUCCUAGCUUCGGGAUUUUUGCUAUCAGCUCAGGUCUCGCCAAGAAUCACACUUAAUCCACCAGAUCCUUCACAUCAAAACUCUACCUGCACAAAAUACAGUUAUUGCAAUGGAUGUAUGUUAGAUCCAGACUGUGGGCUCUGCUACAAAUUGAAUAAAUCUAGUGUUGUCGAGUCCUCAUGCGUUCUUGUUGAUAAAGAUUCUACAAUGAAAGCAGCUUGGGGCAGGUGUUCAAAUGAAACAGUAUUCAAAAAGGAAGAUUUGUUUUGGGCAUACAAUUUCUGUCCCACACCAUACUCUUGGACAGCACUUCUGGGCCUUAUUUUGUACUUGGUUUUCUUUGCACCUGGGAUGGGCCCCAUGCCCUGGACCAUCAAUUCUGAAAUUUACCCUCUUUGGGCUAGAAGUACAGGAAACGCAUGUUCCUCUGGAGUCAACUGGGUUUUCAAUGUGCUGGUGUCACUGACGUUUCUGCAUACAGCUCAAUACCUGACGUACUAUGGAGCCUUCUUCCUCUAUGCAGGAUUUGCUGCCUUGGGACUGGUUUUCAUCUAUGGCUGCCUUCCUGAGACUAAAGGGAAAAAACUGGAGGAAAUUGAAUCUUUGUUUGAGAACAGGCUGUGCACAUGUGGUAUGGCAGAUUCUGAUGAAGGGAGGUAUAUCGAGUAUAUUCGUGUGAAGGGAAGUAAUUACCAUCUUUCUGACAAUGAUGCUUCUGAUGUGGAAUAAUUUUCAGCUGCUGAUAUAUUUAAUCAUUUAAAAGCCUUCUGGAGGAAAAGCAGCUCUCUGAUGACCUCACUGCACUGCUUCUGGUCUGGUUCUCCUUUCUACUGUCUAUUUUUAAAUGCCUUCAUGUUCAAAAAUGCUCCUUUGGGGAGGAAAUUUAAUAUGCUAGUGUUUUCUUGAUGACAAAAAAAGCAAUGGCUUCCAAUAGAGAGAUUGAAUUCCACAGUUACCUGAGUUCAUCAAGUGUGCACAAUUCUGGACCGUCCGGAGGUAUUUAGUAAGGAGUACUGUACCAGAUCAAUAGAGAGGGCAAUCCUAGAUGAUAUGGGGUUGUCCUAGAUGAUAUGGGGUUGUCCUUAUCUUCAAUGAUGACAAAAAAUAAAAUAAUAGAGUAGCUAAUCAGAAAGCAGCCAACAUCUCUGGGAUCCCCAUCCCAUAGCAG
Molecule: messenger RNA, 2654 nt
Organism: Dryobates pubescens (Downy woodpecker)
Lineage: Eukaryota; Metazoa; Chordata; Aves; Piciformes; Picidae
Gene: SLC2A13
Product: solute carrier family 2 member 13
Exons: 10
Coding region: 278-2215 (645 amino acids)
Biological process (GO): transmembrane transport
Cellular component (GO): membrane
Molecular function (GO): myo-inositol:proton symporter activity
Source: RefSeq, a predicted model, not a curated record